CUUCUGCUCCACAUCCUCCCCUCGCCAGUCUCUAGCAUGGCCGACAUCGCGAGCACCUCUGCUGUCGCCGCACCUGCGCCACCUGCGCCCGGCGAGAGCAGCGCCUCGCCCGCGGCGGUGCCCACGCCCGAUCUCGCACAUCUCCUCUCGCGCUCGGCCAAGCGCACAAAGACACUCUUCUCCACCGCCUCGCCUCUGCCCUCGUUCCUCUCCGACUCCGCCGCCGAUCUCUCAGGCCUCGAAGAGAGCCACAAGGCAAAACUCGCCACGCUCAUCGCGGGCUCGUACGCCGACGCAAAGGUGCUGCCCGCUGCCUUGCUGGCGCAGCAGCGAGGCGUGGGGCCCGCCAAGCCGGGCGCCAAGCGGGCACGAGUGGGCGAAGAGGAGGAAGAGGGAGCGAUGGGCAGCUACAUCUCCGACAUUGUCUCGCGCCCCGCCUCGGCUCCGUCCGCCUCGGCCUCGGCCGGCGUUGUGGCGCUGCGUCGCGCCGAGGGCUUCGCUUCCUCCUCCGGCGGUGGAUCGACGCUCAACUCGGCGCUGAUCCGGCGCAAGGAUCUGGAGGCGCGGAAAGCAGCACCGAAGCAUCAUGCGCAGUGGAAGCUGAGCAGAGUCAUCUCGGGCCACUUGGGCUGGGUGCGGGCCAUCGCCAUGGAUCCCGAGAACAAGUGGUUCGUGACGGGCGCGGGAGAUCGCAUGAUCAAGAUCUGGGAUCUUGCCUCGGGCGAGCUCAAGCUGUCCCUCACCGGGCACAUCAGCACCGUUCGCGGACUUGCCGUCUCCUCGCGGCACCCGUAUCUCUUCAGCGCGGGCGAGGACAAGAUGGUCAAGUGCUGGGACCUCGAAACAAACAAGGUCAUCCGGCAGUACCACGGCCAUCUCUCGGGCAUCUACAGCUUGAGUCUGCAUCCGACGCUCGACGUGCUCGUCACGGCUGGACGAGAUGCGUCGGCGCGGGUAUGGGACAUGCGGACGAAGGCGCAGGUGCAUGUGCUGUCGGGACAUCGAGGCACGGUGGCGAGUGUGCAGUGCCAGGACUCCGAUCCGCAAGUCGUGACGGGCAGCAUGGACAGCACGAUUCGACUUUGGGACCUGGCAGCGGGCAAGUCAUUGACGACGCUGACGCACCACAAGAAAUCCGUCCGCGCACUCGCUAUUCAUCCACAAGAAUUCACCUUCGCCUCGGGCUCCGCCGGCGGCCGCAACGUCAAGACGUGGAAGUUCCCCGAGGGCACACUCAUCAACAACAUGUCGACCGAGUCGAUCGUCAACACCCUCUCGAUCAACCCGGACGGCGUGCUGUUCAGCGGCGCGGACAACGGUGCACUGAACUUCUUCGACUACGCAACGGGCACGCCCUUUCAGUCGUCGCUCGACAUUCCGCAGCCGGGCUCGCUGGACGCCGAGGCAGGCGUCUUCUGCUCCACGUUUGACCAUACCGGCACUCGGUUGCUCACGGGCGGCGCUGACAAGACUAUCAAGAUGUACAAGGAAGUCUAGACGGAGAGGCAGGGAGGCAGUGCGAGGGAGAG
Tilletiopsis washingtonensis is the source of this 1529-nucleotide messenger RNA. Its product is annotated as WD40 repeat-like protein. The transcript is spliced from 7 exons. The record is from RefSeq and is a predicted model, not a curated record. Bases 37 to 1497 code for a protein of 486 amino acids. Gene Ontology annotation, biological process: mRNA splicing, via spliceosome. NCBI's taxonomy places the organism in Eukaryota, Fungi, Basidiomycota, Exobasidiomycetes, Entylomatales. Gene Ontology annotation, cellular component: Prp19 complex; precatalytic spliceosome; catalytic step 2 spliceosome. Gene Ontology annotation, molecular function: protein binding.